GUUCAAGUAAUUAAUUUUCCCUCGGUUGGCAUGGAUCCGAAUGGACCACCAAGUACACAGGGGCUGCCUUCGCCUGGCGAUUUAAUCCUGCAGCAGAAGAAAGAUGCUAUCCAGGCGGCCGCGCAGCCCACCGGAGAUGGUGGGCUUUUCGCCCAGCUAUCUAGCAAUCCUUUCUUCACAGCGGGCUUCGGUCUCGCCGGUUUGGGUGCUGGAUUAAGUUUUGCUCAAAAAGGGAUUCGACAUGGCGCUGCACUCUUGCGAAGGCGCAUGCUCGUGGAUGUGGAAAUCAGCGUAAAGGAUGAUUCAUAUCCCUGGUUUCUUCAUUGGAUGACGCUAUAUCAACGUUCGCAGCUCAAUUCAGCUCAGUCGGCAGCCAGCAGGUCUGGCUUCAUGGAAUCCUUACUCCAGAAAAUGACCCCCGGGAUGCGCCACCUCUCGAUCCAAACGCAAAAAGUCGAACACUCAAACGGUGCGAUACAUACACACUUUUCGUUAGUUCCCGGUCCAGGGAGACAUGUCUUGCGUUACAAGAAUGCGUUUAUCUUUGUAAAUCGGAUGCGCGAGUCGAAGUCACUGGACCUUCAGACUGGUCGCCCGUGGGAGACGAUUACCCUGACCACUCUCUAUUCGCAUCGCCAUGUUUUUGAAGAUCUCUUCAGAGAGGCUCACGCAUAUGCGGCUAAAUCACAUGAAGGCAAGACAUCAAUCUACAACAGCUGGGGUACUGAAUGGAAGCUGUUUGGACAACCGCGACGGAAGCGUCCUUUGGAAUCAGUCAUUCUUGACGAGGGUGUCAAGGAACGGAUUGUGGACGAUGUUAAAGACUUUCUUUCUAGCGGAAAAUGGUACCAUGAUCGUGGGAUACCGUACCGACGGGGCUAUCUACUCUACGGACCGCCAGGCACAGGAAAAAGCUCCUUUAUCCAGGCUUUGGCAGGCGAACUAGACUACGAUAUUGCCAUUCUCAACCUGAGUGAACGGGGAUUGACAGAUGAUCGGUUGAAUCAUCUCCUCACCAUUGUUCCUAACCGGACACUUGUUUUGCUGGAAGACGUAGAUGCUGCCUUCUCCAAUCGGCGGGUUCAGUCUGACGCUGAUGGGUAUCGCGGUGCUAACGUUACGUUCUCGGGUUUGCUGAAUGCCAUGGAUGGAGUUGCAAGUGCUGAAGAACGUGUGAUAUUUCUCACGACGAAUCAUGUGGAGCGGCUAGACCCAGCUCUGGUUCGGCCUGGCCGGGUGGACUUGACAGUUCGUUUGGGCGAGGUCACUCGGUACCAGGUUGCAUGUCUCUGGGAUCGAUUUUAUAGUGAGUUGGAUACAGAUGGAAAGUAUCGAAAGAUCUUCCUCGACCGACUACACGAGCUUGGAUUAAUAGAAGACGAAAACGGCCGGGAGCCCGAUCAACCGAAGGCGACAAGUGCGGCCGCCCUGCAGGGCUUAUUCUUGUACAACAAAGGGAAUAUGGAUGGCGCCAUUGCGAUGGCUGAGGCGCUCACAUAUUCGGUCCACGAAGAAGCCAUGGAGCAUGAUCGUCCAAAUGGCAACUAACUGUAUAUUAUUUUAGACAUCUUUUGCAUACGGACCUCGAACAUGCAGUGUACUUCUAUGCGACAUAAACAGUCAUUUACAUAUAACCCACUUUAGUUGGUUUAAGGCAACGGUGCUAUUACCUGAAAGUUGUGCAUUACCCUUAGUACCAUGCAUUCCUGGAUCAUAAUUGACAUUUCGCUGGGCCCAAUCCACCACCCUACCUUCUCUGAGCAGCUUUUAUAAACUCUCUUAAGAGGGAAUUGCUGGGUGAUUGCAAAUCCCAAGGGGAAUAUCUUCCUCGCAAAGUCACCCACCCAUGUGGUCAAGCUGCCCAUAUUCCCGCCUACUAUAUCCCUCCUCCACGGCGAUAAAUCGGCCUUUCGGUACUACUAUGCCUUUUUCAAGACAUAGGUAGAUUCUCAAGCUCAAUUGACUCGGUGAGAAUUCAAUCUAGCAAAUAUAUAACAUGGGCUUUAUUCAAUGGGCUUUAUGGCAGUGGGGCUCUUGAUAUUUUAUACCCAGAGUUUGAUCAUUCGUUGGAAAAUAUUAGUUUUAUACUAUAUAUUAGCAGUGACACUUAUUGCUUGAAAUCAAUACAAAAGAA
Molecule: messenger RNA, 2134 nt
Organism: Aspergillus pseudotamarii
Lineage: Eukaryota; Fungi; Ascomycota; Eurotiomycetes; Eurotiales; Aspergillaceae
Product: bifunctional AAA family ATPase chaperone/translocase BCS1
Exons: 2
Coding region: 31-1548 (505 amino acids)
Biological process (GO): protein insertion into mitochondrial inner membrane from matrix; mitochondrial respiratory chain complex III assembly
Cellular component (GO): mitochondrial inner membrane
Molecular function (GO): ATP binding; ATP hydrolysis activity
Source: RefSeq, a predicted model, not a curated record